Cryphonectria parasitica EP155 is the source of this 2916-nucleotide messenger RNA. RefSeq lists its product as uncharacterized. Gene Ontology annotation, cellular component: nucleus. Gene Ontology annotation, biological process: aromatic amino acid catabolic process; positive regulation of transcription by RNA polymerase II. The annotation marks the transcript as partial. Gene Ontology annotation, molecular function: DNA-binding transcription factor activity, RNA polymerase II-specific; zinc ion binding. The transcript is spliced from 4 exons. Lineage: Eukaryota; Fungi; Ascomycota; Sordariomycetes; Diaporthales; Cryphonectriaceae. The record is from RefSeq and is a predicted model, not a curated record.
GUCGCAGGCGAUGGCGCAGGCUCAGGCUCCGUCACAGGCACAGGCAACUCAUCAGCCCAGCACCAGGAACAGCAGCAACAGCAGCAGGCCAGCACAGCCCAGCACAAGCGUGUCUACCAGGCAUGCAUUCCCUGCCGCCGCCGCAAGGUCCGCUGCGACCUGGGUUCCGUCGAUAACCCGCAUGACCCGCCGUGUGUGCGCUGUCGCCGCGAGUCUAAGGAAUGUUACUUUAGUGCAACCCGCCGCAAGCGAAAGACGGAAGACGGCGAUAAUGACGGUGACGUUGGCGACCUGCGCGAGGACGAGUACAUCCUGCGCAACGGCCGCAAGAGACCGCACACCGAAAGCUCGCCUCCACCUGCCCUCGACCGUCGCUACUAUAGCGAUGUGCCGCUGACCCCAGGCGGGUCUGUGGGACGCACCCAGCCCCUCCGAAGACCCGGUGCCGUCCGCGAGCACUCGCGCUCUGACUCUCGGAGCUCCAUCUCCGCCUCUAGGGGCCGCGGCGGGACCACCGAGUUUGGCGGCGACGAGCCCAACACCCCGCUGGAGAACUACGAGGCCCGUACGGUCAUGCGAAAGGAGGUCUACGGCCCACAUGAUGCUCUGGAUCUCCUGUACAAGGCCGCCCACGACACGAGCUCGCACGCCCUGGGGCUGCAGCAGACCCCGUCGCUGAACCUGUCCACCAGGACCGGUGAUGGGAUGCUCUACGCCCAGCACGGCGUCUCCCAGCGGGCCUCUUCCGAUGCACCCAUCGACCCCCAGCUCACAAAGGCCCCAGGCGCCAGGACAGAGUCGCUGCCGUCACAUGCCGAUGCCCUCAAGGCCUGGACGAGAUUCAGGUUCGUGAGGGCUGGGUGGUUUACUGCCCAGGAGGCUAUCAACUACAUUGACUACUACUACAAAUAUCUGUCCCCACUGACGCCCAUAUCGCCGCCGACGUUCCAGGACCCUGCCACGCACCUGACACUUCUGACCGAGGAGCCUAUACUGGCCGUCACUCUCCUGACCAUUGCCUCUAGAUAUCGCAAGCUGCCAGGCACGGGAGGCCUGUGUCGGGCAAAUGCCAUUCAUGAGCAGCUGUGGACGUACCUCCGGGGCAUGAUCGAGCGGGUGAUAUGGGGCCAGGAGGCCUUUGGAGGUGGCUUCUGCGGCUCUGGCGCUGACGAGUCGCAGACCUCGAGCACGGCCCCGUGGCGGGGGCUUCGGAAGGGCAGCCUGCGGACGCUGGGCACCAUCGAGUCGCUCAUGAUCUUGACAGAAUGGCACCCCAGGGCCCUGCACUUUCCUCCCUCGGAAGCCAUCGACGAGCUGAUGAUCCCUGCCUAUGACUCGAUACCGCCGCCCGGCCUCGACGGCGCCAACCCUCCUGCCCUGGGCGUCGGCGGCAGGAGGGUGGAGAGCUGGCUCGAGCCCGCGUGGAGGAGCGACCGCAUGUGCUGGAUGCUCCUCAACGCCGCCAUGGGCCUCGGCUACGAGCUCGGCGUCUUCGACGACAUUGAUGAGCUCCUCGACUCGGGAGCCAUCUCCCGGCCCGAGUACGAGGAGGAGACGUACAGGCUGCGGGCCGACCGCAUCAAGCGGCUCAUCCUCAUCUACCUGAGCCAGCUGGCCGGGCGCCUGGGCUGGACCAACAUGGUCCCCGAGGCCCUGCGCAAGACGACGACCAUGGCCCGCAGGCGGCCUACAUCAUCUGCUGUGGAGGGGACUACUCCCGGUACUAAUAUUUCAUCGCUUUCUGCCCCCUUCAAUUACAUACCUAAUCUAGCGCUAGACGAUGCCAUCAUCCAUUGCUGGGCGGGCAUCAGCAAUGCCAUGCACAGCGGCAAUGAGAGGCUGUUCAAGUCGAGAAAGCACACCACCGAGAUCAUCCAGACCGACAGGUACGUCGAGCUGCUCAAGGACUUCCAGCCCAUGCUGCAGGACUGGCGCACCCAGUUUGAGCGCUACGAGCUGCCCCCGUACAUCCGGCACAUCCUCACCAUCGAGUAUGAAUACGUGCGCAUCUACGUCAACUCGCUGUCGCUGCAGGCCGUCGUGGAGCGCUGCGCCAACAUCGCCUCGGGCCAGUCGCAGGCGGCGGCGGCCCCCAGCAGCAACAACGGUGCCGCUGCUGCUUCCACGAGCUCCGGCAACCAGCUGAGCCCCAAGACCCAGGACAUGUACGGCAAGAUGCCUAUCGGCAACAUUGGCGGCGUCAGCGCGGCAGACCAGGAGUACAUUAGGGAGGUCGUUGAGGGGAGCCGCAACCUGCUGCGGGCCGUCGUCGAGGGCCUGCUCCCCGAUGACUAUCUGAAGCACGCACCCGUCAGGACCUACUUUCGCAUCAUCAGCGGUGCCAUGUUCCUCCUCAAGACCUUUGCCCUAGGCGCCACCAGGCACGACGUGGAGGUCUCCAUCCGCCUCAUGGACAGCACGGUGGAGGCCCUGCGCACCUGUGUCGUGGACGACGUGCACCUCGGGAUCCGAUUUGCUGAUCUCCUAGAGAACCUGACCAUGCGGCUGCGAAACCGCUUCAUCUAUGUGGCCAACCCCACGAACCAGACCCAAGCCGCCUCGGCAGACGGCAGGAGUCCAAUGCCAGAGAACAUGGCGCCAGAUGGCAGCGGUACUGGCAACAACAACAACACCACUAACAACAACAACAACAACCAUAACAACAACACGCAUGGCGCUGCCGGCAUACCCACUGCAGGAGUGGCUGAUAUGUUUGGCGGCGACGGCACAGACUGGGCAGGCCCCGCAGGCGACAUGUGGUUCUUACCCGCGGGCCCAGCCUUUUUCCAAAACGUGGGCGGGCCUGGCGACAGCGGCGUCGGUAUGUCGGCCGAGGGGAUCAACGUGGGUGGCAUGGACUUGCUGGACUACAUGGCUAUGGACCAGUACCCCCUUGACGGGGGCGGGCCGCUGUAG